This is a messenger RNA of Clarias gariepinus (North African catfish), 2283 nucleotides long. RefSeq names its product tetratricopeptide repeat domain 29 (gene ttc29). Bases 294 to 1544 code for a protein of 416 amino acids. The record is from RefSeq and is a predicted model, not a curated record. Gene Ontology annotation, molecular function: protein binding. The transcript is spliced from 10 exons. Lineage: Eukaryota; Metazoa; Chordata; Actinopteri; Siluriformes; Clariidae.
GAAUGCAGAAAAUCUGGCAAACCAGAACCAAAUGAACUUUUUGUUUUUGUUUUUAAAUACGCGGUUUACGUCCAAGGAUCAUGGUGGAGCAGUACAGAACCUUACGCUUAGAUUUUAAAAGACUACAGGUCUGUUUUCUAUCUGCGAAGUAACUUCUUUUGAAUUGUUUGAGAGAGUUAGGAUUGCCUAGCUACGAGACAUGACAUGAGGUCCGGGUGAAGCCAUCAGUCAUCUGAUUCAUGGGGAAAUAAAAGGAAGAGCUGACUGUGUGUUGAAGCAGACGGCAUAUCGGAAUGGCUUCAGGAGUGUUUCCCCGCGAGAAAGCGCGAUUUCUCCCCGAUAUCUAUGAGAAGAGCCUCGUUAAAGUUAAAGCCAGGCUGCAGGAAAAAGAUAUGAAAAACCCCAGCAAAAGGAGGGAGAUGAUGACCGCCGCCAGGAUAAAUGCAGAUGAAAUAGCACAGUCUCGUCACAGUCUGCACCAGAAUCUUUGUGUGUCCAUGCUGCAGGAAGGAUUUCAUCUCUCCUUUAAAGAGUUUUUCUCUUUGCUGCAGCGCUGUAAGUCACAGCGCUUAGCCAUGGGUCCGGACAACGAGCUGUGUCUGAAACCCUCUCUGGAGGAGCAACCGGACAAACUGAAGACGCUGAAAGAGCACCUGACCCGCGCUGAGGUUGCACGAAGAGCUGACAAAUUUGUGGAGGUGUAUGAGAGUUAUUCAGCUCUGGCGAGGUUUUUCUCCGAGCCAGAGGACAUGCGGCUGCGUCAUCACUUUUACGAGCUCAGCCUGGAAGCCGCCCGCAAAGUCAAGAUGGAUUCCGGCAGGAGGGAGGCGGAGGCCAGUGAACACCUCGGACAUCUGUAUUUAGAGCGAGGAGAUUUGGAACUGGCGCAAGAGCAUUUUGAGACGUUUCACCACCUUGCAGCAAGACGCGCACACCUGUCUCGUGCACGUGAAAGUCUCUGUAGGGUUUACACGCUGCUGGCACAAAGACAGAUGAAGCAUGAAGAAUAUCAGAAAGCCAUUCGGCUCCUUAAGCAGGCCCACGAGAUGGCUAAAGAAGCGGGUGAUAAGAAAAUGGAGGGCGAGACGGCGUACAGCAUCGGACUGGCCUAUCAGAGCCUGGGCAAUCAAACAAUCGCUAGACAGUUCCUGAGCAUGUUCAUGGAGAUCUCCACAGCACUGGGAGACAUGGAGAGCCUCGGCAAAGCCCAAAAGGCCAUUGCUAAAUCCCUGAAAAGUGAGGGUAAAAUAAAUGACACAAUCAAGCAUCUACAGAAAUAUCUUGAGGUUUGUCGGGAGAACAAUCAGCAUGAAAACCUACAGGAUGCUUACAUGUGCCUGGGGUCCCUACACAUGUCCAGAGCUGAGUACGAGCAAGGCUGUGAGGAUUUCACCCGGGCCUUUGAGAUGGCAUGCAGCCUCAACUCCAAACCAUGCAUUCAGAAAGCUCAGGUGUGUGCAGGCAUUGCGCGAGCUCAUUCCUUGCUGCAGGGGUACACUGCCCAGUUAAAGAGCAACCGGCCACACACCUUACCUCCUGGAUAGAGACACAAGAGGAGAAGUUCCACAAGAGGAUGAGAGACAUAAUAAAAUGAAAUGACGACAGCUGGAGAGGAGAACGCGCAGACCUCCUCCAACAUUUUCUUUCCUUUUUGCUGUUUUAUUUAACCCCCAGCAAUACUAAAUUCCUAAUCAUUAGAUGAAUAUAAAUCAUCAAAUUCUCAUGUGUGUAUUCUGAUUAAGCAACUUUUCCAAAUAUUUUAACAACUGGAAACGAGAUUUGAUUAUGCAUUGCACAAUUUAUUAUUUUUUUUGUAUUUUUAAUAAGUGUUCUAUCAUAUUAGAAUUGAAUGACACAUAUUUUUUAGUUUUAGUUCUGUAUAGUAACACAGAUGUACUUAUUCAUAAUUAUUUACACUCACUCACUCAUCGUCUAUAACACUUUAUCCUGUACACAUGAUCAAUGGGGUAUCCCAGGUGACUUGGGGCACGAGGUGGGGUACACCCUGGACGUGGUGACAAUCCAUUGUAGGGCACACACAUACACAAACUCACACACUUAUUCACACGCUACCAUGUCUUUGGACUGUGGGAAAAAACCCACCAAGCAUGGGGAGACAUGCAAACUCUCCCCGGAAUCAAACCCGAAAAGGAAUUAAUGUAAACCCGGACCCUGAAGGUGGAAGGCGACAGUGUUAACAGUAACCAGUUGCCUAACUUUUUACAAUAUGGACAAUAUUAAUGAAAUAAGACAUUAAACACCCUUUUCAUUAAACAAAAUCAA